Molecule: messenger RNA, 1269 nt
Organism: Otolemur garnettii (small-eared galago)
Lineage: Eukaryota; Metazoa; Chordata; Mammalia; Primates; Galagidae
Gene: IL10RB
Product: interleukin 10 receptor subunit beta
Exons: 7
Coding region: 24-995 (323 amino acids)
Biological process (GO): blood coagulation
Cellular component (GO): membrane
Molecular function (GO): interleukin-10 receptor activity; protein binding
Source: RefSeq, a predicted model, not a curated record
CCCGCCCCCGGCUCCCGGAAGCCAUGGCGCGGAACCUGGCGAGGUGGCUGGGUGGCUGCCUGCUGGUGUCAGCCUUGGGAAUGGUGCCACCUCCUGAAAAUGUCAGAAUGAAUUCAGUUAAUUUCAAGAACAUUCUACAGUGGAAGUCACCUGCUUUUCCCAAAGGGAAUCUGACUUUCACAGCUCAGUAUCAAAGUUAUAGGAUAUUCCAAGAUGUAUGCACAAGAGCUGCCUCGACGGAAUGUGAUUUCUCAAGUCUUUCCAAGUAUGGGGACCACACCUUGAGAGUCAGAGCUGAAUUUGCAGAUGAGCAUUCAGACUGGGUAAACAUCACCUUCUGUCCUGUGGAUGACACUGUCAUUGGGCCUCCUGGAAUACAAGUAGAAGUGCAUGCUGAUUUUUUAUAUGUGCGUUUCUCAGCCCCCCCAAUUGAGAACGAGCCUGAAACAUGGACCAUGAAGAAUAUUUAUGACUCAUGGGUUUACAAUGUGCAAUACUGGAAAAAUGGUACUGAUGAAAAGUUCCAGAUCACUCUUCAGUAUGACUUUGAGGUCCUCAGAAACCUAGAACCAUGGACAACUUAUUGUGUUCAAGUUCAAGGGUUUCUUCCUGAUCGCAACAAAACCGGCCAGUGGAGUGACCCUGUCUGUGAGCAAACAACUAAUGACGAGACGGUCCCCUCCUGGAUAGUCGCCUUGGUCCUCGUUGGGUGUGUCUUUGUGGCCGUCCUGCUGCUCCUGGGCUGUUUUGCUCUGCUGUGGUGCAUUUACAAGAAGACAAAGUAUGCCUUCUCCCCUGGGAACUCCCUCCCGCAGCAUCUGAAAGAGUUUUUGGGCCACCCUCAUCAUAGCACACUUCUGUUUUUCUCCUUCCCACUGUCUGAUGAGAAUGAGGUUUUUGACAAACUAAGUGUCAUUAUAGAAGACUCUGAAAGCAGCAAGCAGAACGCGAGUGACAGCUGCAGCUUCAGGACACUCUCUGAGGAGGGACCCUAGAGAUCAUCUCUGAGGCAGAAACACACUUGGCUGGACACAGUGACUCCUACUCCUCACAGCUGCCUCAGCCGGUGAUCAAAGCCACAAACAAGGCUGAAGCCAACCCCACCUCUGUAACUCCUGCUCCUCAGACUUGUGUAAAUGACCAAGGAGCUGACUGUAGAGGCUCACUUGGCAAAAACACUCCACCUUGGGAACUUACUUCUUUAUAAAGGUCUUAACAAUUUUCUUUUCUUUUUUUAUUUUUAACAAUUUUCUUUAAAAAGUUGACCAC